Messenger RNA from Laetiporus sulphureus 93-53, 1470 nucleotides. Its product is annotated as DUF1753-domain-containing protein. The transcript has 4 exons. Lineage: Eukaryota; Fungi; Basidiomycota; Agaricomycetes; Polyporales; Laetiporaceae. Gene Ontology annotation, biological process: inositol phosphoceramide metabolic process. Gene Ontology annotation, molecular function: inositol phosphoceramide synthase regulator activity. The record is from RefSeq and is a predicted model, not a curated record. Gene Ontology annotation, cellular component: inositol phosphoceramide synthase complex; Golgi membrane. The coding region runs from base 128 to 1174 and encodes 348 amino acids.
GGGUCGGUCAUCGACGCGCUCUCCCGACUACACCACAUAAUCUGUCGCUCUUUGCCUUUUACCUCUGCUACAGCUCGUCGACGUCUCAAUUUAUGACCAACAGCAGAUUCUCUCUGUAAUACUGUCCAUGAAACUUACACUGCGUCCGGAAUGGCGCCUCCGGCCACUCUCAUCCGCCCUUGGGUUCCUUGAUCUCAAGACAGCUGUUACCAUCGUUCUACUCUUCGCUGUCUUGAACAAGGUCGCAGGCAUAUAUGGCCUCGUCGCCGCCUUCACAGGGGCAGGCGGUUCCGCAGCCCAACUCAGUCUAUACAUCUACUCCGUAUUAGGCCUCGCUGCUCUAGUAUGGGGGCUCAAAUCAACAUCUGGGGAAAAUCCGAAGCAUACCCUAUACUUUGCGCACCUGUUCUUUGCUGACCACGUCAUCUCGACGGCAUGGCUCGUCUUCUUCGCGGUCAUGUGGUGGAUGUAUACUCCCCAUGAUGGCCGCCGUCAAGCCAACUCCGCUGCGCAAGAGGAGAUGAUGAAGGCCGGCGCCGGACUCGUCAACCACAACAUGACGCAGGAGCAGCGAGAGCAGGCGGCUAUGGAAAUCUGGGAUGAAGAGAAAGGCUUGGCAACUGCUGUCAUUGUUCUUGGUUGGCUCGUAAAGAUCUACUUUGCUGCACUCCUCUACUCGUACGCCAUUCACCUCCGCAAGGGCUCUUACCGUUCCCUACCUCGUUCUCGUCCGUCUCCCAUCCUUGUUUCGACGGCCUUCGGUCUUCCGGAGGACGAAGACGACGAUGUGGAGGACUUCUACCGCCUACCUGUGCGGGCUCCACAGCAAAUGCACAGCCGUCAGUCAAGCUUGACACAUCCCCAAGGACACGCCCAGACAGGAUCCCUCACGAGCUUCGCCGACUUCGUCACUGCUCCCGGCCCGGGACGUGCACGUCGCACGAAGCCGGGCAAAUCCAAUCUGAGCUCGAGCCUUAGCGCGACCAGCGCCAGCGCGAAGGGCGCGGGCGGUGACGCAGACGACAUGAGUGAGGUACUGUUCGACGAGGAAGAGUUGUCCGCCGGCGGACACCUUCGCACCGAGGACAGCACGAGUGGAGACUCGCUUGACGAGGGUCAGAGCAGCAGCACGAGCCGUAGCAGUAGACGCUCAAGCCGGGGUGUCAGGGUGUAGUUGCGCAGCGGAUUGUCCGACCAUACUCUAGGGAUGGAUGGUGCUCAGCCGGCUGUGCUGGUUGCACCUAGUUGACGGGAACGUAUAUAUAAGCAUGGUACAUUCAGGUGGUCUGGUUAGAACCCGAACAAGUUAUACAGUAUAGUCGGGCGGAAUCUAUCGUAAUGUCAUCACUACCCUCUCGGGCGCAUUUGAGUUAUAGGUUGGGGUAUUCUAUGAAUGAAUUGCACGAUACAUCUUAGCACCUGUCCACUUGCAUAAUCUCUCUCAUCUCAGCGCAGUCUAUGGUCGUGUGU